This is a messenger RNA of Pogona vitticeps (central bearded dragon), 1032 nucleotides long. The record is from RefSeq and is a predicted model, not a curated record. Lineage: Eukaryota; Metazoa; Chordata; Lepidosauria; Squamata; Agamidae.
AUGGGGACGUUCUGGCUGGUCUACUUCUAUGAUCAGUAUAUUGUGAACAAUGAUGGCUGUGCAUGCAUGGAACAAAGAUUUUCAACAAAGCCAGUGAAUGUUACUGGAAGGACUGAAUUUAUCCUCUUGGGUUUAGCUGACCAUCCAGACCUGCAAGUUCUGUUGUUCACUGUUUUUCUAUCACUUUACAUAAUUACGCUGGUGGGAAACACGCUCAUUUUCAUCACAAUCAUGACAGAUCCUUUACUUCGCACACCAAUGUAUUUCUUUCUCAAAGUUUUGUCUUUCCUGGAUAUUUGCUACUCUUCUGUCACCCUUCCUAAAAUGCUAACAAAUUCCUUAUCAGAGGACAAGAGAAUUUCCUACAUUGGCUGUGCUACACAAAUGUUCUUCUUGCUAUUUUUAGGGGCUUCAGAAUGCUUCCUCCUAGUGGCCAUGGCUUAUGACCGUUAUGUGGCUAUAUGCAAACCCCUGAGGUACAGGUCCAUCAUGAAUGAUACUGUUUGUCUUUCAUUGACAGUCCUCUCAUGGUUGAUUGGCAACUCUGUGUCUUUGGUUCAGACAGCCUGGGUGUUCACCCUGCCAUUCUGCGAGUCAAAUGAGAUUGAUUAUUUUUUCUGUGAUAUCCCACCACUAAUUAAACUUUCAUGCACUGAGACUUCUUCAUAUGAGAGGCAGCUCUUUACAGCUACCAUCAUGGUUAUUUGCAUCCCGUUUUCUUUCAUCUUUGGGUCAUACUUCCUAAUCAUUUUCAACAUCCUAAAAAUGAAAUCAUCGGAGGGACGUCGGAAAGCCUUCUCCACCUGUUCUUCUCACCUCAUGGUGGUUACUUUAUUCUUUGGGAGUGGUAGCUUGAUUUAUCUAAGGCCAAAAUCUAUUCAAGGGCAGGAUAGUAACAAACUUUUAGCUUUAAUAUAUACUGCCAUCACACCUAUGCUGAAUCCUAUUAUCUACAGUCUAAGGAACAAGGAAAUCAAUGAAGCAAUUAAGAGGAUGGCUAGAGAGGUCAUGAACAGAAUAUUUUUUCGGUAG